AUGAGCGCGAAGCUUCUCCAGCGGUUGGCAAUCGGAGUGGCGGCGGCCUCGGCCGGUAUUUACAGUUGUUGCUUCGUCGUGCGCCCUGGGGAGGCUGCAAUCCUCUACAACAAGAUCACUGGGCUCAAGGAAUCGGUGUACGGUGAGGGUCUGCAGUGCCGAAUCCUGGGUCUGGACGAUAUCAAGAUGUUCAACAUCCGCAUUCGGCCCCGUGUACUGCAGACGAUGACAGGGACAAAGGAUCUUCAGAUGGUGAACAUCCGUCUGCGUGUGCUCUUCCGCCCACAAAUUGAGCGUUUACCACAAAUUUACCGCACAUUCGGAAUGGACUAUGACGAGCGCAUUCUCCCCUCCGUCAGCAACGAAGUUCUCAAGGCUGUUGUGGCGGAGUACAAGGCAGAGGAGCUGAUCCAGAAGCGUGACUCAGUGUCGGCACGCAUUUACCAGCUGAUGCAGGAGAGGGUGUCGCAAUUCGGCCUCAUCUUGGAAGACCUUUCCCUUGUCGACAUUCAGUUCGGUAAGGAGUUCAUGAUUGCUGUGGAGCAGAAGCAGGUCGCCCAGCAGGAGGCGGAGCGGUUCCGCUACGUCGUGCAGGAGAACGAGCAGAAGAAGAAGGCGGCUAUUGUGCGAGCGGAAGGUGAGGCCGAGUCAGCGCGGCUCAUCUCGGAGGCGGUCAAGCGCUCCGGGUCGGGGCUGCUGGAGCUGCGCCGCAUCGAGGCCGCGGUUGACAUCGCGUCGCAGUUGGUGCCGAUGCGAAACGUCACUUUUCUUCCCGGCGGUAGCAAUAUGUUCUUCAACAUGAAGACACACAGCGGAUGA
This is a messenger RNA of Trypanosoma grayi, 819 nucleotides long. RefSeq names its product putative prohibitin. The record is from RefSeq and is a predicted model, not a curated record. The transcript has a single exon. Gene Ontology annotation, cellular component: membrane; mitochondrion. Gene Ontology annotation, biological process: mitochondrion organization. Bases 1 to 819 code for a protein of 272 amino acids. NCBI's taxonomy places the organism in Eukaryota, Euglenozoa, Kinetoplastea, Trypanosomatida, Trypanosomatidae.